Molecule: messenger RNA, 1066 nt
Organism: Lactuca saligna
Lineage: Eukaryota; Viridiplantae; Streptophyta; Magnoliopsida; Asterales; Asteraceae
Source: the annotation of a GenBank genome assembly
CCAUUUUGACAUUUUCCUUAAAAACCCGAAAAGAAGUUGAUGGUUGUGGAUGACAUGCUGACUGAAAAGAUUUGGGGGUUGUACGUAGCUUCUCAAACCAUAAGGGUCGAUUAUACAAUUUGAGCUAACCUUGUGGUAGUCCGCACUGACGCAACGAAACCCUUGAUCGACAAAACCCCCCUUCGAUCGUUGUUGAUCCUAUUUUGAUUGAUUUCCCCUAAAUUUAUCCACAUCUUACAUGUUUGAUUCUUUUGUUCACAAAUAGAAACGAUUAGAAGGUAGUAUUGACGCUCAUCAGCGAGCAAUGUCGAGAAUUUGGUCGAAGUUAACAGCCAUAGUCAGAAAUCGGACGUUUAUAGGAGCCGAUAAAGCCGGAAAUCAAUACUAUGUUCGUACUGAACAGAUAGACGGUAUCAUGAAGGAGAAACGAUGGGUAGAAUUCAAAGCCAAAGGGGAUGAUGAUCCGACUUCAAUUCCAGUUGAAUGGAUAUGUUGGCUGAAUGGGCAACGAAAGAUAGCUCCAACACCAGAGGAAAUGGCUAUGCUGGAGGCAAGGCGCCAACGUGUUAAAGAAAAUGUUGCAUUGCUGAAGAAGGAAGAGGAAGAAAGGAAAGCUAGGGAAGGCAGUGGUCGUAAAAUAACAAGCAUGGGAAAAGGUGAUGGCCCAGACCUCAAAAGUUUCAUUCAGCAGCUGCCAGUUGACUCACAAGAUAAUAAAUCUUCCACACAAACGAGUAUCAAGAAACAAAAGGAGAAGGAAAUUCAAGAUCAAGCAAAACAAGAUCGAGAGUCAGCAGAGCCGACAGGGUCAGGUGCGUCUUUUAGACCAGGCACGUGGCAACCUCCUACAUGAUUAUGGUUACUUGUUUUCAAAUUGAGACGUUUUGUAGACAUGUAAAAUUUUGAUUUACCAUCAUGACCCAUGAGUAGUGUGGGGUGAGGCACGUUUACCAAUGACUUGCUAAUGGAAUAUGUCUUAUGAGGUAUAUGAUUUAUUAUUUUAUGAAAUAUUUGGGUGUUAUUUGAUUUUAACACGUUUAAAUGGCACCAAGAUGGUGAUUAUGUA